CCGGCCCGCCUUUCUCGCCGACUUUCUCCGCCGCCGGCAGCGAGAGCAACAGCUUGCCCGGCCCGGCCGGGCCAAGUGCCGCGGGAGGCAGCCAGGGAACGGGCGGCGAACGGCAGCGCCAAGCCGCGGCCCGGAGCGCUCGCCCCCGCCGCCUUUCCGCCGGAGCUGCGCGGAGCUGCCCUCCCGCCGCCCCCCACGUCCGUCCGUCCGUCCGUCCGUCCGUCCGUCCGUCCCGGGCCGCGGAGCCACGCCGGGCGGCGCGGCGGGGGCCGGCGGCGGGGCGCCGCCGCCCGGGAGGAGAGCGCGCCCCGGGGGUCGCCCGCUCCCUCGCCGGGGCCCCCGCGAAGCUGCCGCAACCCGGCCCGCCGCGCCGGGCGCCCAAAGUGGCCCGCGCCCCCGCGCCCCGCGGGCGCCGCCCGGAGACCCUCGGCCCCCGCUGCCUCCUGCGGCCCGCCGCCGCGGGGUGCCUGGCCGCCGCCGCCGCCCGCGCCCUGCUCCGCCGCGGCCCCGGCGCCCGCCCCGGCGCCCGGGGUGAUGCCAUGCCCCGCAACCACGGCGGCGGGGAGGAGGGCGGCUCCGCGGGGCUCUGGGUGAAGAGCGGCGCGGCGGCGGGCAUGAAGGAUGUGGAGGCGGGCAGGGGCAGGACGCUGGCCAGCGCGGCCGCCCGCGGCGACGGCCUGCUGCUCCUGGGCACCGGCGGCGCGGCCGCCCCCGCCGGGCUGCGGGAGGGCCGCCGCGGGAAGCACGGCGCCCGCAUGAGCCUGCUGGGGAAGCCGCUGUCGUACAGCAACGGGCCGAGCUGCCGCAGGAACGCCAAGUACCGCCGGCUGCAGAACUACCUGUACAACGUGCUGGAGCGGCCCCGCGGCUGGGCCUUCGUCUACCACGCCUUCGUUUUUCUCCUUGUGUUUGGUUGCUUGAUUUUGUCCGUGUUUUCUACUAUUCCUGAACACACAAAACUUGCCUCUGGUUCUCUCUUCAUUUUGGAAUUUGUCAUGAUUGUUGUCUUUGGUUUGGAAUUUAUUAUUCGUAUCUGGUCUGCUGGAUGCUGUUGUCGAUACCGAGGAUGGCAAGGAAGACUGCGCUUUGCAAGAAAACCAUUCUGUGUAAUAGACAUCAUUGUUCUCAUCGCUUCAAUAGCAGUUGUUUCUGCAAAAACUCAGGGUAACAUUUUUGCAACAUCAGCACUGAGAAGUCUUCGUUUCCUACAGAUCCUUCGUAUGGUGCGCAUGGACCGAAGAGGAGGCACUUGGAAAUUAUUAGGUUCAGUAGUUUAUGCGCAUAGCAAGGAAUUAAUCACAGCCUGGUACAUAGGAUUUUUAGUACUCAUCUUUUCAUCUUUCCUGGUUUAUCUGGUGGAAAAAGAUGCAAAUAACCAAUUCUCCACAUAUGCAGAUGCGCUCUGGUGGGGCACGAUCACAUUGACAACCAUUGGCUACGGAGACAAGACCCCUCUUACUUGGCUUGGAAGGCUACUUUCUGCAGGAUUUGCUCUACUUGGCAUUUCUUUCUUUGCACUACCUGCUGGCAUCCUUGGCUCAGGAUUUGCAUUAAAAGUGCAGGAACAACAUCGUCAGAAACACUUUGAGAAAAGAAGGAAUCCAGCCGCCAGUCUAAUUCAGUGUGUAUGGCGUAGUUAUGCGGCUGAUGAGAAAUCGGUUUCCAUUGCUACCUGGAAGCCUCAUUUGAAGGCCUUGCAUACCUGCAGCCCUACAAAAAAAGAACAAGGGGAAGCUUCUGGCAGUCAAAAGCUAAGUUUUAAGGAGCGGGUCCGGAUGGCCAGCCCACGAGGUCAAAGUAUAAAGAACAGGCAGUCUUCAGUUGGAGAUCGCCGGUCACCAAGUGCCGACAUUGCCACUGAGGGCAGCCCGACCAAAGUCCAGAAGAGCUGGAGCUUCAAUGACCGAACCCGCUUCAGGCCCUCGCUGCGGCUGAAGAGCUCGCAGCCCAAACCUGUGGUCGACGCUGACACCAGUCUUGGAACAGAUGAUGUUUACGAUGAUAAAGGGUGCCAGUGUGAUGUGUCAGUAGAAGAUCUCACCCCUGCUCUUAAAACUGUCAUCAGAGCAAUCAGAAUUAUGAAAUUUCAUGUUGCAAAGAGGAAGUUUAAGGAAACACUUCGUCCAUAUGAUGUCAAAGAUGUCAUUGAACAGUAUUCAGCAGGUCAUCUAGACAUGUUAUGCAGGAUUAAGAGUCUUCAGUCACGCGUUGAUCAAAUUCUUGGGAAAGGACAAAUCACAGCAGAUAAAAGAAGUAGAGAAAAGAAUCCUGCAGAGCAUGAGACAACUGAUGACCUCAGUAUGUUAGGGCGCGUAGUCAAGGUGGAGAAACAGGUACAAUCCAUUGAGUCAAAACUGGACUGUCUAUUAGAUAUUUAUCAACAAGUUUUGCGAAAAGGAUCUGCAUCCGCGCUCACUUUGGCUUCCUUUCAAAUGCCAGCUUUUGAGUGUGAGCAGACUUCUGAUUACCAGAGCCCAUCAGACAGCAAAGAUUUGUCUAAUUCUGCACAACUUAGUGGAUGUGUAUCCAGAUCAGCUAGUGCCAACCUGCCUCAUGGCCUACAGCUUAUACUGACACCAAAUGAAUUUAGCACUCAGGCUUACUAUGCUUUUAGUCCAGCUAUGCAUAGUCAAGCAACGCAAGUGCCAAACGACGGACCUGCAACAGUUAAUAAUACAUCCAACCAAAUAAACCAGGCAACUAAGCCAGCAACUCCAACAACAUUACAAAUACCACCUUUCUCCUCAAUGAAGCAUAUCAAUAGGCCUGAGCCCGUUCAUAUUAUUCCUGUAACCACACAGGAAAAUAUUUCCGAUGUCACCGCUUGCCUUGUUGCAUCAAAGGAUAAUGGACAAGUUGCACAGCCCAAUGCGACAAAGGAUCUCACAUGGAGAAAAAGUCUGGAUACAGAGGGGGAACCUUUGCUCUCAGUUAAACCUGUGGUGCAAAUGGAUUUAGGAAAAUCUUUAUCUGUACAAAACCUUAUACAAUCAACAGAAGAACUGAAUGUACAGAUUGCUGGCAGUGACUACAGUGGUUCCAGAGGUAGCCAAGAUGUAUACUCCAAAUGGAGGGAGUCAAAAUUAUUUAUAACUGAUGAAGAGUUGGAGUCAGAGGGAGGAACAGAGACUACUGAAGCCAUCUCGCGCCCCUUAGUGGAAACAACUCUCUCUGCUGACUCUUUAAGGACUGGAAUAUCAAGAUCAUCUCAAAGCAUUUGCAAGCCAGGGGACGGUACAGAAGCACUCAAUCUGCUCCAUGUCAAACUUAAAUAACAGCUUGUGGGCUUUCUUCAUUGGUUGGGUCAUUCCUCUAGUCAUACAUAUCAUAGCAUGAACUGUUUUGAAAGCCUUUUUAAUAAGAUAAAAUCACAAAAAUCAGGAUGAAUCUGAGAAGCAGUUGAAUGAGCCCAUAUCUUCUAGUUGCAUGAAAAUGCAUGUUUAAGUGAUGGCUAACAUUCAAAUUUACACCUACAGUACAGCAGCCUUUAUGUAGUACAGUAGGUUUAAAUGAUGAGCUUCCUGCAAAGCUAAUGCUGCAGGAUGUAUCAAAAAGCAAAAAUUUGAGCAUUUAGACCUAGUGCCGUUUCUACAGGGCAGAAGUGAAAAUUGUAAGGUUUAAAGCACUUUGCUUCUGAACUAAUUAAAGAUAUAUAUAUAUAAUGUCCUGAUUUAGAUGAUAGUUUAUGUUUACAACAAAAAAAUUAUCUACAGCUGCUAGCAAGGUACCAAGGAAACCAGUAAUAUGGGAUUAGAAAUGGCUGCCAGUUGCAAGAUACACACAUUAGCGCAUCAGUAAUCAGAUAUUUUUAACUCUGAAGAACAGUACAUUAACAUCCAUCUGAUUUUUGGUGAUUUAGUGCUGUGGCUAAAGUACCUGACACACCACUAUCACAUUGUUCUUUAUAAUGAGAACAUUAUUUUGCCACAAAAAGUUUGUAUUUUAAGAGUUGGGGCUGGCCUCAGAAGUGGAUAACCUGGGUGACUGCACUAAAAAUUCAGGGGAAUGUCCCCUUUUUACAGUCUCAUUGAGGAGCUAUCUUGUGAAUCUGAAACAUUUUGGCAGCAGUAGGUGGGGGAAGGAAGCAAGCGCUGCCUUUAUUGCAGAAGCAGUAUUUCCUUCUGUGGAAAUUUUGGCAAUUUUCCUCACAGUUCCAACCUGAUACCAUGACAGCACUUCAAAAGGCUGGGAAAGGACGGAAAAUGAGGAACCGAAAUACAGAAUAAAACUAAAGAGGAUAGAACAGGGAAGAGAGAAAGACAACACAAUCAAUGAAGAAAAAAAAAAUACGGAUUUAGAUGGGCAGGAAGGGAUAUGAUCCCAGAGAAUAAAAGAAGGAAGGUAAAGAGGCAAAAAGAUUGUUUUUUUAAUCCAGCCUGUCAGUCACAGAUACUGAGUGCUAUUUCCAAAAAAAAAAAAAAAAGCCACGUAGGCAAUCAGAAAUGGAAAUAGAAUUAGGGAAGACCACCUUACUGAAAAAAAAAACUGAAGGCAAGAGGGGUUUUGUUUGUUUGGUUUGGUUUGUUUGCUUUUUAAAUAAAAGGGGAGGAGGAGAGAGGGGGAAGUGGUCACACUCUCAUAGCUCAACACUGUGUCCCAACUGCAGUCAUUUCUUGUGAACUUUCCAAGAAAAGACAUUCAGAUUCCUUCCUCCUAAUACUCGAGUUUUCAAAUUCAAAGCCUACAUCAGACCGAGCAUUCCUGCUUGAUACAUCCUCUUUCUUUCUUAUCCUAACCUACAUGUCACUUCUGCUGAGACGCAGGAGCAGUGUUAGUGCCUAUCUGCACAUCCCCAGCAAGGCUUCGCCACUGGAGGAACCCUUGUGGAGCCUAAACAGGCCUUCGCUAUUCCCAGCUGAACAAGGUUUCUGUGCGUUGCCUCCCCCAGAUUUAUACCCCACCUGCACCACAGGCUUGUAGACAACCUGACUUGGGCUCAGCCACCCUCUAGCAGCAGGAACACCGAAUGUAUGGGGGUGCCAGUGCCAGCUCACUCAGGGCAGUGUUUUCUCAAGGCCCAGACCUGCUGGGAACUUACUAUGUACAUCAAAAACGUCACUCCAGUCUUAACCAUGGCUAAACGCUGUAGAUUGUAUUGUGAAGGACUCGAUCUGUUUACUAUGAAACCAUUGUAAUUUCCGCUUCCAUAUUUCCUUUACAGAAGUAUUCCUGGGUGUUACAUGAUAACUUUAUUAUGUGAAAGUACAUGCAAACUGUAGAGUGUAUAUAUUGUGUCAUUAUAUGGGGUCCACGGAUGGUACACUGUGUUCCAUGGCUUAUGCCGGAGCAAACUUCAGCUGUUAAAUCCUGAAAGACACCUUGAAGCACAAUUUCCUCACCACUGAUUUGCCAUAUAACUUACCACAUUCAGUCUUUCCUGUUUUCUUUUAUGUGCAGUCUGAUCGUACUAAAGCCUGAUUACAACAGCAAUUUUGUGAGGAUAAAUAAGGUUUUUUUCCAUGUCUCAGUUCAUUUAACUAUUAACUUAUUUGAAUGUCUGCAGUUUAUCCAGACAGACCUGUAAGUUUAAAGUCCUAUAUAAGUUUUUUUCAGGCUUUUAUAUCUUUCUUUUCUAACAGUUUAUGGCACCCUUCUUGCUUUUCAAGCCUCCUGCUGGCCUAAGCAUAAGCCUGCGCUUAGGUUCAAUUAAAGAGCAAGAGAUAGGGCUCAUGGCAACUGUGUGUCGGUAAUGAAACUCCCUUCCCCUCCUUGAUGACAUUGAAAAAUCAAGGCAUCAUGAAUUGGACUUCACUCUUCCACCUUCAUCUGCAUGAGCAGAUGGUCGCGUCCCCAUUGAGCCUGGAGGGCGUCAGUGGGAGAACUGAGCAUUGGCCUGCCCUGCCUGUACAGAUUCCGUACAGGAAGAGGGCCUUGGGUUUUGCUGAUAAUUUCUCUCUCGGAAACUUGGUAUUUUUGCCUUAAAUGACAUGCUUGAGUCCUUCUAAUUUUAAGUUAAUUUAUUUAAUACAAUUUUGUGCACAAAAGAAUGAGUUCUAUAAAUUAUGUAUGAAAAUGUUAAUGUCUUUACAAAGUACUAAUAAAUCCAGAAGAUAGUAUCUUUUCAAAUUAUGGUUUAAAAUCCAAAUUUUUUUCUUUUAUGCUCACCAUUAUUAUUUUUGUAGCUGCAAGUCUUAUCAUAUAGGAAUUUUUUAACAUAAUAUUGAUAGAAAAUAGAAAAAGUAGUGAAUAUAUGAAAUUCUGGAAAGGAAGAGUUGUUUGUUUGGAUUUUUAUAAGCUUUGCUCAUAUUUCCUCAUGAGGAGUUUCCUGUUCUUAUGCUCUCUCUUUAAAAGACAGUCUCAUGACUGACAGUCUUUCAUGGGUUUCACAAAAGAAGGAGCUGUCUGGCUUUUCAACUCCUGUCCUUGAGCUGCUUAUUAAAGUCCAGCUCAUGACAGCUAAUAAAUAUUGCUCAUGAGUAGGGACAAAGGACAUUUUUUUUUUCUGAUUUACAAUCCACUUGGGGAUUGUUAAAGAGAGAAUUUGAGCUUAAGUAAGAGCAUCAGGAAUUAAACCUUAUGCAAAUAUCUGUUUUCUGAUCAGCAUGUUUGUUGUACCUGAUUGAAGAGAGAACUGAAAAGAAUAGUUUUGAUUAUUAUUAUUUGUUUAAAAAUUUGUAUUUGCUCCUGGCUUAUAUGAUCUAUACUUUUUAUUUAAAUAUGAAUAUAGUGUUUUAGCCUAGGGUUCAAAAUUGCAAAGAUCAUACACUUUUAUUCACAGUGCCCACGGUUGUUCCGUAUGUUUUUGAGAUAAUCCUACUUAGAGUGACUGCUCUCAUUAUAGUAUGGUGAUGAGUAAUUCACCUGCUCUUCUGUGAUACGUCAAAUCAUACUGAAUUGCUGAUGUAUAGUAGAACAUCUGAUGUACAGUAGUAUUUCUGGAUUGGGACCUGCAAUCCUUACUCAAGCAAAAAUUCUACGCAAUUCAUUCACUCUAUGGAAUUCAAGAAUUUUUCUUGAAUAGGGAGCUCAGAUUCAAAUCCUUAUUUUGUUGGGCAUCUGUUUAAAGUGAAAAUGGUAAUAUUCCAGUUAUUUCCUGAGGAAACUAAUACUUAGCUGAACUUACCCAUGUCACAUUGACUAUACAAAAAAUAACGCACAAAGUAUUGAUGUAAAAAGGGAAGAAGAGAAGGGACAUUUUUAAAAAGCACAGAGAAAAGGAGAAUAAUCGGAAAAGAGGAGUAAGCAGGAAAAGAAAAUAUAACAGCAAAGGAACGAAAAAGGGUUUAAACACCUGAGGCUAAAUUCAUCCUUGGAUGGCUUCACUGACUUCAAUGAAUUUACUGCCCAACUGGGUGAAGUUCAAGCCUUCACUGGGAUAAUCAGGCUCAGUUCCACUGAUCUUAAAGGAACUGCACCCACCUAUACCAGGAAUGAACUUGCCUCUCUGGGCCAACUUUUAUCCUGACUCAUAUGUCAUGCAAUCCUUUUGGAUUCAUUAGGUUUGAAUGAAAUACAGGUCAGAAAAGAAUUUGCCCCAGAUAUUUCUGCUUCAUAUUUUUUUUCCAAGUGUGUUAAUCGACUUAAUUCAAAUGGAUUACAACAUCACACAAAGUGCUGUCACUGUCUAAAAAGGUUAAUUGGUUUUUGAAAUAAGAAUUGUCCCCUGCAGCGUCAGUGGAAGCAUGUAAUAUUUUGCUGUUCAUUCAUCUGGAUGCAGAUGUGGCCAUUCAUUCAGCUGAAUCAGUACACAUAGGACAAUUCCAGACAUAUCCAAUACCAUCAGCCAUUGGAAGCAUUUUUUACUUCUUUGGAAGAUAAAAAGUCAGCUUCAUAACAGGCUUAGAAAGCAUGAAGGCUUCUUCCACUGACACUGCAGCGACAUUAGCCAGUACAUUACAAUGUUAAUUGUAACUUCUUGACAAAGUUGAAUCCAUAUUGUUGUUAAUAAAAAUUAUUUGAAAAGUA
Phalacrocorax carbo (great cormorant) is the source of this 7905-nucleotide messenger RNA. Lineage: Eukaryota; Metazoa; Chordata; Aves; Suliformes; Phalacrocoracidae. The record is from RefSeq and is a predicted model, not a curated record.